Molecule: messenger RNA, 1507 nt
Organism: Cannabis sativa
Lineage: Eukaryota; Viridiplantae; Streptophyta; Magnoliopsida; Rosales; Cannabaceae
Product: protein TIC 22, chloroplastic
Exons: 8
Coding region: 72-920 (282 amino acids)
Biological process (GO): protein transport
Cellular component (GO): chloroplast
Source: RefSeq, a predicted model, not a curated record
UCUCUCUCUUCAAGACAAAGAAAGCUAGCUAAGCUAAAAAACGUUUCUUUUUCUUCUUUUCGAACUCUCCAAUGGAGUCUCCAAAACCCUACGCCUCAUCCUCAAACCCACUCCUAUCACUCUCCACCUUCAUACACCACCAAUGCCUCCGUCUCGGUGCCGACCUCUCAGCCCGAAUCCAACACACCAAGCGCUUCGCCGAAACAGUGACCGGAAAUUGGCCCAACGGAAGACGCCUCCGUUUCUCGCCACUGUCACCUCUUCCGCCAUUUGCCUCGUUAAGUCAGCCAAAGCAAGCCUUGGCUGCCGCGUUGGCUUCCGAUAAUGUGGCCAAGACUCUUACCGGUACUGCUGUCUAUACUGUUAGUAAUUCGAACAAUGAGUUUGUGCUUAUUUCUGAUCAAGAAGGAGUUAAAUCAAUUGGAUUGCUCUGUUUUCGCCAGGAGGAUGCCGAAGCUUUUCUAGCUCAGGCUCGGCUGCAGCGAAGAGAACUUAGAAGUGGUGCUAAAGUUGUUCCCAUUACGCUUGAUCAGGUAUAUAUGUUGAAGGUUGAAGGAAUAGCAUUUCGGUUUUUGCCUGAUCCAGUUCAGAUAAAAAAUGCUCUGGAGCUCAAAUCAACCGAUCGCAAAAAUGGAUUUGAUGGAGUUCCUAUUUUCCAGUCAGAUCUACUGGUUGUGAAGAAGAAAAACAAGCGAUAUUGCCCAAUAUAUUUUACUAAGGAAGACAUUGAAAGGGAGCUCAGUAAGGUCUCUAGGGCAUCAAGAGGACCAGGGCUUUCUCAAAAUAUCUUGGUUGGUAGUCUCGAAGACGUUUUAAGAAAAAUGGAGACGAGCGAAAAGAACUCUGGCUGGGAAGAUCUGAUUUUUAUCCCACCCGGUAAAAGUUACUCUCAACACAUUCAAGAUGUGAGUAAAAAAUGAAGAUAAACAGCAUAGCUUCAACUUACAAAAACAUCAAAAUAGUGAAUCGGUUGCAUUUACCGAUGGCUCACUCACACAGCGAAACAGGUAAAGCAUCAUUCCUCCCUAUCUCUUCUUUUUUCCUCUUUAGCUUUCGCGUAACAAUGCAACAGCUUUGACACGUGCAGCUGGUACCGAAAUUUUGGAAAAUUAAAAUAAAACUUAACAACAGUUGCGGAAGUCAGUGAAAUGUUAAGCUUGAUCUGUACAGUUUAUCUGAACUUAAACCAUUCUGGAAAUCUUAUCUUACAAUUUUUGUAUCAAAAAUAGAAUUCUAAAUUAAGGUAUUUUAUUUUGUUGCAUUACUAAGCUUUUCUUAAUGCAUAUUCCACUGCUGUGGGAAAUCCAGAUUAGGCUCUUCUAAUAAUAUUAUGGGAUUUCUUGGCAUUUUUCUAGGCUGGAAACAUGCCACAGUUGACCAAUAUUUAGAUGAGAUCUUGGUCAACAAAGCCAUGUUAUAAUUACACAUAAGAUAUUGAGUAGUAAAGGUUCAACAUUUUAACACUUAUUCUAAGUAUUUAAAUGCUACGUUUAACCAACUUUCGAUA